This is a messenger RNA of Prorocentrum cordatum, 1920 nucleotides long. NCBI's taxonomy places the organism in Eukaryota, Dinophyceae, Prorocentrales, Prorocentraceae. The record is from the annotation of a GenBank genome assembly.
AGCCAUUUCGGUUCAAGCUGUCUUACAAGCAUGUCUGGCCAAGCAGUACCGUUUCGCGAUGGGGACAUCGUCCAGGCAGUUCAAACGAUCCGGACCCUUAGCGGUGCCAACGACGAGAUCUGGGAGGUUACAGUCGCGCCUGGCACAUGGGGAUGCGUUAAAGAGAACAGAGGCAUGACCCAAUAUGCCCAGGGCCAGAGAGUGAAUCAGGCACCAUCAUUGCAUAUGAUUUUCGACAGCGGACAUGGAAGGCCAAACUCGUUGGUGCCAACAACGUUCAGGUUUGAUGCGUCAAGUGUUGAGAAACACCCGGACAUGGACUCCGAAGAACACAGGAUUGAUGUGACCAGCGGAAAAAGUUUCACAUUGCGGGAUCUAGGCCUGCGCGCAAGCACACACAAUUACCAGAUGUUCAUGCGCCCGAUCCCUCAAGAACGCAACCGCCAGGGGCUCAAGAUAACUUGCUUCCGGCAGUUAUUGUCUUAUUGAUAUUGGGACUCGCUCCAGCGCCAAGUUCCUCGCCCAGAUGCUCAUGUGUCGACACUGGCCACUGCAAUGUCGCUACCUGCAACUAGCGGGGAAUGCUUCCUGGGGUACACAUUGUUUCGGGCGAGUCCCUAUGGCUUCGUUACAGCAGGCCGACUGGCACAAGGCUCUGAAAUCAUUGCGUCGAGUGGACAGACCAUCCGUGUGAAGGAGGUGAGCAUCACACCUUUAGCAGAGCAGGAUCUUGUGGAGCUCAGCACGAUAUCUGCUGGACUAAAGGUCAGCAAGUGUCACCGAGUCAUGGUGCAGCGCGGUUCAUCCCCGCAAACCAUACCUGCAGGUAAUCUGCGCUUCGGUGACCCGGUGUACAUCAGCGGUGACAAAGUGGAGAAGUUGAUCGAUGUGCGGAAUGUGCUUGAAUGGGUUGAGCUCGUUUCAGUCACAUUCGAACCUGACGAGACAGUGGAAGCAUUCCACCCGGCUCCGGCUUCAAUUUUGAGCAAGGGGCAUGGAUUUCCCAAAACGUCUCGUCGAAGCACACGCCGUAGCACACGUCGAGGCACGAGUGCAGACGUUCGGUCGUCCAUUCCCGAUACAGACGAUGGCUGGCAGGACUGAAGCACAAUUAGGACAGGUUUGUUUGUAAAGGUCCUUUUGAGCACAGCUACGGCUUGUUGCCAAUUGAGCCUGCGCAACCUUAGCUUCAGAAUGCAUGCCUUGUCUUAUUGGGGCUAGUUCUAGAUUUUGGGCACACAACACCGAACAUUAAUGAACAUUGUCUUGUAGCAUAGACAAGCGCAUGUGCUGCCACAGAAACCACAUGGUCAAUUAGGCGUGUUUUUCGAGUCUUUUGAAUCCGCAUGUGCACAAGGAUUGUUGCAUGCCUUGGUGCCCUCAUUGCGAGCUUGUUUGCGCUCGUAUGCCUGCUUGCGUUCAGUUUGUGUGCACGUCUACGGAUUGUUGCCACAGCGAAUGUUUGUAGUGUUUCUGAUGCGGCGGCGCUUCCCUGACCAGUAUCGCAAGUCUAGGUAGCGAAUUUCGUAAGCUUAGGCCGCUUAACCCACGCAUCUAACGAGGGAGGUCCGCGAAUCCCGCCUGACCCCCGGUCGGCCCGAUCGUCCUCUUCAAUGCCCUGUUUCCCUUCGUCCCCGUCCUCCUUUUCCUUCUCCCCCUCUUCUCAUUUGCACUAUGUUCCUGCUCCUGCUCCUCAGUCUCUGUGCCGUGCGCUGAACCUGAAGAACAGGUUGAGCGCAAGGAGGCAACUAUUGUUCUUGCCGUUGCUAGUUUUGAUUCGCGAAGCGUGGCUAAGCUCAGCCAAGCUGUAUCGGCUGCUUUGCGAUUGGGUGCCAGUUGUUAGUUCACCGUGUCUGGCUAGACUUGGUGAAGUAAUUGAGCUACUGGGCAAUGGAACGUGGUUGGUUAGACGUGUACCGC